This is a messenger RNA of Amoebophrya sp. A25, 3931 nucleotides long. Lineage: Eukaryota; Dinophyceae; Syndiniales; Amoebophryaceae. The record is from the annotation of a GenBank genome assembly.
AAUAGUUCUCGUGUUUUCGAGUCCUAGUUGAGAUUUUUUUACGCAUACGCAAUCUAGUACUAAAGCAAGGAGAAGAUGGCGACCUACCAGAUCUUGGCCUGCCAUGCAGGGGACCAGUCUAAAGAGAGCAUUCUCAGUGUCCUCAAGAGUCGAGUAACGAACACUUGCGAUGAGGUAAUCUAUAAUAUUCUCAUGUCGUGCUCGUGCAAUGCUUUAAAGAGAGCAUUUCAUUCUAUCUCUUAUUGAGAAGAAUCACUUUCACUACAAGAACACUCACCUCCAGCACCUCCACAGGUCUGCAAAUUCGACGUCCCUGAGACAUUGAAGUUCGGCUCUUUCGACUCCUUAGUCCGACUUAUGGAUGACUUGGCGAAGUAUGACUCGCAGGUAGAGGGUGUAUUGCGACGUGUCGAACGACAGAUGACGGAAUUUUAUGGCUGCCACCUGUAGAGUAAUCCAUGAUCUAGGGUGCUGGAACAAGAAACUGAAGGAUGGAUCAUUGUUAGCAUUAGACGUAGCUCUAAAGAGCGGAUGCCAAUGCGGAUUUCAAAGUCCUUUUCCGCCAGAAGACCAUGUCAGUGGAGAGCUACGUCCGCACCUUCCAAUGGGACGACACCAAGUGGCCCAGGAACAGGAAUGUAUUUUUGUCGCUAGUGACACAGAAUACUAGUGACCAUCAACAUCAAGUUAAGUACAAGCAAGACUAGACAGAACAUCUUCAAACAUCAUCAAGAAUGAUGCGGAUGUCUUUGUUAUUCAGAUGAAGAAGUGACAGGAUUUUUUUGAAUUGCUUUUUCAGGUCGCCGACAAUCUCACGUCUCUAUGCACGACAGUGACACGAAUUGACGACGACGUGAAGAACAAAGCUUAUGCUUUCUCCGAUGUGAAAUCGGUACUGAACAAUUUUUUUUUUGCGCUGGUAGGUACAAAGUCAAUGAAUUAGGGGUAGGUUAAAGGUGCUUUUGUUACCGUUUGUUACGGCUCUUCUAAAGGGGAAAGCCAUAACAAGCGGGAUAAACGAACACCAAAAACCUACCUGUAAACGAAUCAAAAAAAUAUAGUUGAUCAUUGAUUCAAUCAUGGCUAUGCCAGGCACUUCUAGAGAUGUAACUACAACUGAAUGACAAAAGCAACAAAUCAUCGUUGUAAUCUUCCUCCCAUCGCAGCAAGAGCAUCAUCCUCCGUUCUACCAAAAACAUGUAACAGAGUAUCGCGAAUAUCAACAAGCUGAAGGGACCGGGAACAACAUUUCAGAACGCAGACUUGACGGAUAUCUUUUAUGAUCAGAAUGGACGACAAUUUUGUUUUCAUGAUCCUGUCACUACUUCUGUUAACUAUAAUGCGCUAGUACUAGAGAGUGAGGAUGAAUCUACCAUCAACAUUGCUUUAAAGUGGGGUAUAUAGACAUAGAGAUGAAUCAAGUUCAAUGUCACGAUACGCAUCAAAAAACCCUCUCCACCUCCAAACCCUCUACCACCACCACCACUGCCCAUCCCGAUCCGCCUCCCUUUCUUCAUACCCCGACCCCAGAAGUCGUAGCUGCAGAUGACUUCAUCACGAAGGAGCAUCUCUAUACCUUGCUAGUCAUCGUGCCAAGAGGUGGCGACGCAGAUUUCCUCGGUUCCUACGAAAAAGUGGACCCCUUCGUUGUCCCACGAUCGGCUAAGAAAUUCCAGAAAUUCACCAACGGAAGAAUGGAUGACGUGACGGACAAGGUAUUAAUAUUUCUUAAUAUCCUUCACGUUCAGCUUCAGGGUGCCUGUGGGGCUCGUUGUGAAGGAUCCGCAACCUAACCUAACCUUCAGAGGAUACUAGAACUAGGUUUAUUUCAAGAUAGUUGUAAGUAGUCAGCGUCCAAAAUAACUACUAUUCAAAACAGCUUGUUACUAUUCAAAACUACUUAAAAACCACAGGACGGCAACACUCUCUGGCGAGUGGUGUGCUUCAAGAAGAGCGUUGACGCAGUCCGUAAGGGCCUCAAAGAAUGCAAGUGCAGCGUGCGUUAUGACGGAAAACAAUCAAUUUAAUAUCUCAUAGUUUACUAGCUUGGUUGAGUAGUGAAACACGAUGCCACUUAAUCAACAUCGCCUGCUCCCACGAGGACUACAACUGGUAUUCUUUAGAAAAAGUGAACCUGAUCUAUCACCCUUUCUCUUACUUACUUGAUGGCCUCGUUCUCUAUCAGAACUUGUCUCUACGGGUGCUACGGACGACAGCACUAUCAGGGACGUAGACAUGACAUUCCCAGACGAGAAAAACCAUCCUCCUUCAUCCCUGCGAGUUCGAGUACAGCCCAACGGCGUACAAGGAUCAGCUGUUGAAGAUCGAGGGUCUGCAGAGCGACUACUCAAAAAACGAACUUGCGCUGAAGCGACACUGCGCCGCCGCCUUCUCAGACUGCCUAGUAGCGUGGAUGCACUUGAAGGUACUGCAGCUAUUGUAAUAUAUUAUAUAUGUCUAUCUAUCACUGGUGCUCCAGUUUCACCUCAAAGUAGCUCACACUACAUUUUCGUGCAGCAAAAGGCAGUUUUAACAUCUUACUUUUGUGCUUUCAACAUCACGAUUACAUGAAAACCGCCAAGUACAAAUCCCAAAUCAGGCAAUGCGAGUAUUUGUUGAGGCUAUCUUGCGGUAUGGUGUCCCACCGAACUUUGCUAGCUUCGUCGUUCGACCGACAAGCACAAAGAACAUGACCAAGCUUCGUGCGAUCCUCAGUGACGUUUUCACCGCAUCCGGACUGUUCGGUCAGAGCUACCUGGGAACAGAGAAAGGUACUUAGUACUUUUGAUGUAGUUGUACUGAUAAUUGUAACUACGAGACUAGGAUGCACAGAAUAGAAUAGAACGAGACUAGUUCCAUUUUCAACUAUGCAACACGAAAAUGGUUAUGCUGAUGCAGUUGGAAAGAUACAGAGUACAACUAUGUUCACGAACAAUUCUUUCUCACAGGUGCAGCUGGCGGCGAGGGAGACGAGGAGGCCUACUACCCGUAUGUCUCACUCUCAUUUCAGCCACUCUCCGGUGGUAAGGAAGCCUCCUAAUCAGAAGGAAACUCCAACCAUGCUCUUAUUUUUACGUUGAAGAUUUUUUUAUGAAGAUUGAUUCUUGCUGUUGAAGACCAAGACAUGAUUGCUGAUUCUUGUUCCAACUUGGUGUUCCUAUAUUACUAGUUAGUAGAAACCAUUUUUAUCAUUAUCUAUCACCAUCACACUGCUGGCAUUACCAAGCAGGGCAGCUCAGCUGCGCCCUCUGCAGCUCUCGCUUCCUGCUUGCUCGCCCGAGGUCAAGGGACCUUACACACAUAAACAUUCAGAACCAGCACAAUGACCUAUUUACAAAUACGUUCUUUUAUUUGGUCUUCGGCACCUGAAAAACAAGACGGACCUGCUCUCGUCACCGCUCCGAACUUUAAUCCAAGCUUGCUUCUAGUCGCAAGUACAUAUAUUUAUGGGAUCUUAACAUUAUCUCAAAAGCCGAAAUAAGCAUCACAACUCCUUUCUUCUCAUUGUCAAAACCGUAGGCUUAUUCACAAGUGAUACUCAAAUUUAAUUCAUUAAACCAUCAACUACACUCAAAAAUUCUCACUUUUACUCAUCGUUGAUUAAGCUUGGUCUUGUUAGAUAGAAUCGUUUAUAAGGACCAGAAAAGGGAAUCCGAAGGCCAACAAUGUAGUUCUGAGAGAAAGACUUGCUCAUCAAAAGGACAAGAAAACACAGCCACGACAGGGUUACUCACGUGUGAACAACGGAGGAGCUGAUGGCCCAUUCAGAAGGUAAUGGUAAAUUCCUAGGAUGGACCAGCAGCUCGAUUUGCGAAGAAGAACCAACAUGAUAAGAGUGACGAUCAAGAAGGUCAAGGUCUUCGUCAGUUGUAGACGGAAGAGGUAGCGAAGAAGUUCUUGUUCACGACCUCUGCCGCGUGUUAGUUUCCAU